Molecule: messenger RNA, 4129 nt
Organism: Paralichthys olivaceus (Japanese flounder)
Lineage: Eukaryota; Metazoa; Chordata; Actinopteri; Pleuronectiformes; Paralichthyidae
Source: RefSeq, a predicted model, not a curated record
AUGCCCUGGCCCAGGUACCGUGUGUUGCCUGUGCAAGAGUUGGGGCAGUACAAUCUGGAGAUCCAGUCAGCUGACCUGUCCGACGACUCCGUGUACGAGUGUCAGGCCCCUGAUGCAGCGCUGAGGUCCAGAAGGGCCAAACUCACUGUCCUCAUCCCCCCAGAUGACCCGGUGAUCGAUGGGGGUCCUGAGGUGCUGCUAAACGCCGGCGAGUCCUACAACCUGAGCUGCGUGUCUCGAGGGGCGAAGCCGCCAUCGAUGGUCGAGUGGCUCAAAGACGGUCUGCCUGUGAACGGGGCCGCCAGUGCUACUGAGGUGCUGCCAGACAGGAAGAGAGUGACCACACGUAGCUACCUGCCCAUCCACCCUGUCGACACCGACACUGGAAGGAACUACAGCUGUGUGGCCACCAACCUGGCUAUUCCCGGCGGCAAAAUGACAACUGUCACGCUCAACGUCCACCAUCCACCGACAGUGACCUUGUCCAUCGAGCCGCGUUCUGUCAUGGAGGGGGAACGAGUCACCUUCACCUGCCAGGCGCACGCCAACCCUCCUAUUAUGGGCUACAGGUGGGCUAAAGGUGGCGUGGUGCUGCAGGGCGCCAGGGAGAGCGUGUUCACCACCAAGGCGGACCACUCCUUCUUCACCGAGCCUGUCUCCUGUCUGGUUUUCAACGCAGUGGGAAAGACCAACGUCAGCAUCCUGGUGGACGUCCACUUCGGUCCGAUCCUGUUGGUGGAGCCGCAGCCUCAAACAGUCGACGUCAACGCCGAUGUCACCCUCAACUGCAAAUGGGCGGGGAACCCUCCGCUCACACUCACGUGGUUCAAAAAGGGAUCAAACAUGGUUCUGAGUAACAGCAACAAUCUGCAUAUGGAGUCAGUGAGCCAGGCGGACGCCGGCCAGUACGUUUGUAAGGCCAUCGUCCCGCGGAUUGGAGUAGGAGAGACUGAGGUCACGCUCACUGUGAACGGUCCUCCCUUCAUCUCCAGUGAGCCCGUCCAGUACGCAGUGAGAGGAGAGAAAGGCGAGGUGAAGUGCUACAUCGCCAGUAUGCCUCCUCCGGAUAAGAUUGUGUGGGCGUGGAAGGAAAACGUGUGGGAGAAGGAGAAGGGGACGCUUCUGGAGAGGUACACGGUGGAGCAGAGCAAAUCGUCGGCCGAGGGCGGCGGCGUCCUCUCCACCCUCACCAUCAACAACGUGAUGGAGUCCGACUUCCUGUCCACCUACAACUGCACGGCCUGGAACUCGUUCGGCCCCGGCACCAUGAUCAUCACGCUGGAGGAGAAUAAGGAGGACAUGAAAGGAUUAAUUGCUCUUUGGAUAGUGGUCUCUACCAUCCUCCUGCUCAUCUUCCUGCUGGUCCUCGUUCUUAUCUUCUACCUGCAGCGCAAAGGCAGUCGGCGCGGGGUCACGCUGGGUAAGCCCGACAUCAAGGUGGAGACGAUAACCAAGGAGACCCACAGCUUAGAGGAGGACUCCGGCAGCGUGUCCACGGCUUCGCGCAUGGUCAAGGCCAUGUACUCGCCAUUUAAAGAUGACAUAGAGCUCAAGUCUGACCUCCGCAGUGACACCCUGGACACCCGUCAGGAGUACGACCUAAAGGACCCGACCAAUGGCUACUACAACGUUAGAGCCUCCACCCACGAUGAAGGCCGCCCUGCCUCCCGCUCCACCAUGCAUUACUCCGACUACCGCUCCCCUACAGGAACACCAGGGGGAGCUGCAUCCAUAAGUAGCAGUGCGGGAGGCUCAGGAGCCACAGCCAGUGGAGGAGCCCCCGGUCCCCCUGGACCCCUUACCUCCCCCGGCCGCCCCCAGGCCUGCUACGACCCCCGACCCCCCUCAAGACUGUCCCACAUCAGCUACGCGCAGUUCAACACCUUCACUCGUGGGGGCCAGAGCCAGCAGCCCCCUGCCAACCCCGCCCCUGCAGCCAGCGACUUCCCAGGUGACUGCAGCCUCCUGGACUCCACUUCCCAGCUGGCCUACGACAACUACGGAUACCCCUCGCAUUACCAGACCUACCGUAUGGGUUUCGCCCCAUCCAGCUUGGCCCCGCUGGAGGCCGGCCCAUCCUAUGAGAUGUACGGGGUGGGAUCUGGUGUGGGGGCCCCUGGGGUAGGGGUCAGUCCUGGGGGCCCACCUCCCUCGGGAUCAGAGACUGGACUCGGGAAGUAUGGCAGCUCCACUCGCUUCUCUUACACCUCGCAACACUCUGACUACUCCCACAGCCGACACACACAGAGGAUGCAGACUCACGUGUGAGACAGAGACGCAGAACCACCUCACAGUCUUAGCUGAGCAUGAGGAAGCAUCUUAUAAAUAGCGUCACACCUAGAAACACACACAAUCACAGAUUUACACGCACAUUUUCACACGCCAAACACAUCCUACUGAACACAUACACGACUACAGGACACAAAAAAUAACAUCACACACACCCAUGCACAGUCAGAAGACCAUGCCCAUGAGACAGGGAGGGUACGAGAAAUGCAGAGGCACAGAGAGAGGAAAAAGACGAGUGGGGGAGAGGGAGCUUUAGUGAGACAGGGAAGGGAAAUUCCACGCAGUUUUGAAUUCCCUCACUCCCGAUGUGUUUGUAUAUCUGAGCUCUGAAAGAGCGGACGGCGCAAGUCACAAUCAAGACUGGGAACAAGAGCGAUAACCAGAGAAGAGGAGGAGAGAUCACAGAUCUUUGGAGCUCAUAGCCUUCGCUAUGGAUCAACUUUGUAAAUGAUGAGAGUGAACGUCUUAAGGCAAACUGUCAAAGAUGGUUUGGGAAAAACCUCAAACAUUUGAAGUCAUUUCUGGCCGCCUUUUUUUUUUUGCUGGUUGUCUUAUUCAACAAUCAUAGAGCACAUAUAUAUAGUAUCCCAGAAUGCCCUUCUGUACAGUGGUACAUGCCAUCAUGCCUGUUAGGCAGCGUGGAGCAGUGUAUUGGGCAGGGGAUGGGGGUUUGGGAGGGUUGUCAUCAUUUUGCACUUCAUCUACAGUAUUCGUGCUUGGACGUCCCUUAUCUAUAUCUGUGUAAUGUCCUCUUUUUAUUUGCACACCAGACUAGAGCUUUGUAUUCUAUUUUUUAACAUUACAGAAUUAUUUUUGUCAAUGUAAAACAUGUAAUGUGUAUGUAUGGACCAAAAGUUUGAACGUGAGUGCACAUAACCCUGGUGAUUUCCCCGAAGGGAAACCCACUGAGACAGAGUAAAGAGUCGUGCCAACAACAGAGCCUGAAAUCAGGCAUCAGAAAGGUAUAUCAGCAUCUGAACGAAACCUAGUGCCAAGUGUUCAUGUUUUUCUUCACCUUAGACCGUGUAUAUGCAGUAGAAGCUCCUUCUAUCGGCAAGAGUCGCUUUAAACGCCAGGCUCGGGGGCCUUUAGUCAUUCCCAGACGUAGGCUGGAGCCUUUUUUUUUCCCUCUGAGCUCUUAACUACAAGCCUGGUGCGGCCGGAGAGAAAAACACAGAUGUUAGGGUUGAGAACUGAGUGGCCUUAUAGGGGAACGUGUCAUACAUUUCCAUUUUGAAUCAUUCCUCAUUGUGUGUCUGCCAAAAAACAGCCAGAGGAGAAUGUGUAUGGAGAGGUUCAUUGAAGGCUUGUCCACAAUAUUGACAUGUAGUGGUGUAUGAGAGUGAGCGUGUGUGCGAGUGUGAGCGAGAGAGAGAAAAACAGACCAAGAGGGAGUGUGUGGGCGUUGGCGCGCACAUCGAUUUGUACAGUGUGUUUGUAUAGACGUGUGAAUGACUGCGUGUGUGUGGGACGGAAUCUGUAAACACGCAGUGCUCGACUUGUGUGUGCGCGCGGCUGUUGUAUGCAUGUCAGUGUGUAUACAGAAUGCGUGCGUGCAUGUAUGUGUCCAUGUGUGUGGGUGUGUGUUUCUGUAUAUGUCCAUAUCAUUUCGCUCACAAUCCUGUUACAGUACUUUUAUACCUCUGGUAGGACUGUAUCCUGUAUUAUUGUGUCUUUGAAUUUAGAAAAAUCCAAUGUUUAUCUUAUUGUACUGUUCUUCGUAGCAGAGAAAACUGUUCAACAGAUGUACAACGAACGUUAAACUCUCAUUUUUUAAUUUCAUUAUCUUCAAUAUUUUUUAAAAAUGGUAUGUAAUUAUUUUUCCACAGUAUUACAUAAA